This is a messenger RNA of Humulus lupulus (European hop), 1533 nucleotides long. RefSeq lists its product as uncharacterized. Lineage: Eukaryota; Viridiplantae; Streptophyta; Magnoliopsida; Rosales; Cannabaceae. The coding region runs from base 269 to 1225 and encodes 318 amino acids. The transcript has 10 exons. Gene Ontology annotation, biological process: developmental process involved in reproduction. The record is from RefSeq and is a predicted model, not a curated record.
UUGAAUUAAAGAGUAACUGCUACUAAACUGCACGUCGGACGGAGAGCUUCAGGCGAGAACCUAGACGUUGGGAGGAGGGUUUUGGGCGUGGAUUUCCUCUAACCUUCUUCUGCUUCUUAAGUAAACGGCUUCAAAUUUGAGCGAUUUUUGUUUUAAUGAUUCAAAUCUGGGUUCAGAUCUCCAUUUUUGUUCUUGGCUUUAGAUCGGUGGCUCAGCACGAGCAUUUGAAAACACGCUUUUCCCGCUUCUUCUCUUCACUGCCCCUCCCAUGGAGGCAUCCAAGAUGGAGGCUCUCUACUCCAAGCUUUACGAUAAGUACAAUAAAAUGAAGACAAAGAAAUUUACUGAAUUGGAUGAGCUCAAUAGAGAUCAAGAAGUAAAAUUUGUGAAUUAUGUAUCUGCUACAGAGGAGUUAGUUGAACACUUGAGAAAUGAAAAUGAGAGAUUGCAAUCUCGAGUUGAUGAACUGAGAAGUGAAGUUGCUUCUGUUAGGGUUUCCAAGGAUGAACAAUGUGCUGAGUAUCAGAAACUCUGGAUGGAAGAGGGCCAGAAGAAUAAAGUGUUUUCUGAAGAAAUUGUGAGGCUGCAAAAGCUGCAACAUGAGAGUACUUUUGGCAGUAAAGAGGACAGAAAUCACAGGCAACCGAGUACACCAGGAAGCACUCAAAUCACAUUAAGAGAAUUAUAUGACAGCUCAAACAGACGAGUGACAAGGAGUAGUAAACGCAGGAGGUAUUCUGGGACUGAAACAGGAGCAGCCGCUCCUCAUGGCAGUGGUCAAGAUGAUGCCAUUGAAAGGGAAUCAACAAAGGACUUGCAUACAGAAACUUUGCCUAGUGGGGCUCUUGAGAAUGUUCAGCAAGCUUAUCUGCCGGAAUGUUGUAGAAGACUAAUUGAUAAAUCAGGUGGUGAUGUAAACGUUGAAGAUGCUUCUAACUGCCUGUUUCAAGCCCUUAUUGAGUUUUUGGUGGGCAUGAAGUUCUCUGUUAGUCAAAGUGAAGGAAUAUGCGUAUCAGCAGAGCAUCAAUCAAGCGGUUACACGUUUAGCUUGACAUGGGUCAACAAGGCAGAUGGAAAUGAAGUAGAAUUGCAAUACAAUGUCUUAUCCUUGGGGACAUUGGAGAGAGUAGCCCCACAGUGGAUGAAGGAGGUCAUUAGGUUCAGUACAAGCAUGUGCCCGAUCUUCUUCGGGAGGGUAUCUCGUGUUGUGAAGCUGUUUUCUUAGCUGCGAUAUUGUUAUUAUUGCUAUUAUUAAUACUUUCAUACUUACUGAGGUAUAUGGUUUAUUGCUGAGAACGUGACAAAUCUUUUUGAGUGAAUCUUUGUCAAUCAAAAUAUGCUGUAGUUCCUUGACUACUACUUGACGAGACAAACCACCCCCCCGCCCCCACACACACAAAAAAAAAAGGCGGUCAAGUAUUUAUAACUAUUUGUUAUGAUUAUUUUUUUCGAAGGUGCGUGGUGGAUCUUAAUUGAAAAGAUUAAAUGUCAUAAUUGGUUAAUUUUUAAUUAAAUACUAAUUUGUUUGUCACU